GUCUCUGGAUCUCCAUUCUCAAACGCAGCGCCUUCCUACAAGCGAGCAACCAUGAAUGUCAUUCCUCAGACCCCGGCUCUACUGAACAAGUGCAAGAUUCCGAUGGGUCUCGUCAUUACUCCGUACCGACACCUUCAGCCUGGCGAGAGCGAGGUCCCCGUUCUGAAUCCCGAGACGAUCGUGCGCUGCCGUCGAUGCCGGAGCUACAUCAAUCCAUUUGUCCAAUUCAUUGAACAAGGCACGCGGUGGAAGUGCAAUUUGUGCUUCCUUUCGAACGAAGUUCCUCAGUUCUUUGACUGGGACCCAGUCUCGAGACAGCCCGUGGAUCGUAUGAAGCGCCCCGAGCUUACUCACGGUGUCAUUGAGUUUAUUGCUCCACAGGAGUACAUGGUUCGUCCGCCGCAGCCUGUGGUUAUCUAUUUUGUGUUGGAUGUAUCGUAUGCAGCUGUUCACUCUGGUAUGCUGGCCACUGCUGCCCGCACGAUCAGCGAGACCUUGGAUCGCAUUCCAAAUGAAGAGGGCCGAACCCGCGUUGGCUUCCUCGCUGUCGAUAGCUCACUCCAUUUCUUCAACCUAAAGGCAUCAUACCACGAGCCUGCUUGCCUAAUGACGGUAUCGGACCUCGAAGAAGUCUUCCUGCCCAUCCCAGACUCACUGCUUGUCUCUCUGACCGAAUCCAGAGCCUUGAUCGAGUCCCUGCUCCAGCGCCUGGGGGAAAUGUUCAAGAACACCCAGAAUGUCCAGUUCUGUCUGGCCCGAGCCCUCCAGGCCGCCAACAAGCUACUGAGCCCCAUCGGCGGCAAAAUCGUCAUCCUGACCAGCACCUUGCCCAAUCUGACCGACGGUAUCCUGAAAGAGCGCGAGGAUCCCAAGGCCCUCGGUACUUCGAAGGAAAGUGCACUCUUGCAGCCCGCCACAGGCUUUUACAAGAGUCUGGCCGUGGACUGCUCCCGGUCGCAGAUCAGUCUCGACGUGUUCCUGUUCAACCAGAAAUACGCCGACGUUGCAACUCUAUCGGGACUGGCCAAGUACACCGGUGGCUCCACCUACUACUAUCCCGCCUUUAACGGCGCGCGCUCUGAGGACGUUGUCAAGUUUUCGAAAGAGCUCUCGCACUUCCUGGGCCGUCCGAUCGGACUGGAGGCCGUGAUGAGGGUUAGAGCAUCCAAGGGCAUACGCAUGAUUGGCUUCCAUGGCAACUUCUUCCUCCGAUCAACGGAUCUCCUGUCGCUGCCCAACGUCUGCCCCGACAACUCAUACGUCGUCGAACUGAACCUCGAGGAGAGUCUGAACUACCCAGUUGCCUGCUUCCAAACGGCACUGCUUCAUACAAGCAGCAACGGCGAGCGCCGCAUCCGUGUGCUCACUUUGGCAGUCCCGGUUUCCAGCAGCUUGAGCGACUUUUUCCUGUCCACCGAUCAGUUUGCACUGACAACACUUCUGACCAAAAAAGCGGUGGAGCGCGGACUGACCUCAAAGCUCGAGGAUGCCCGCGAUGCCCUGCAAUAUAAAAUGACCGAAAUUUUGUCGGCCUACAAGGCAAACUGUACAACGUCGGGCCAAGCUGCGCAAGUUUUGCUGCCCAACAACCUCAAGCUCUACCCGCUUCUGACACUGGCGCUCAUCAAGAACCUGGGCUUCCGCGCCGGAAACACCGUGCCAUCGGACUUGCGCUCCUAUAUUUUGUCGGUUCUGUACGUUUUUCCUGCCGAGAUGAACAUGUCCAACAUUCAUCCGCGCUUCUGGGCCCUCCAUGUGCUCGACGAAAAGACGGGUCUGCCAGACGAAGUUGGUCGAAUCCAGUUCCCUCCCGUUUUGAAUUUGAGCAGCGAGAAACUCGAGCGCCACGGUGUCUACCUCCUUGAGAACGGCCUCGAUAUUUUCAUAUGGGUUGGGCGCGCGGUUUCUCCUGAGCUGUGUCAGCUCCUGUUCGGCAAGGCUUCGUAUGAGUCGCUUCCAAACGGAAAGAUCACUCUUCCCGAGCUUCCGAACGACUUCAGCAAGCGCAUCAACAACAUGGUCGCACACAUCCGAAACUACCGCCUCCUCAUGAUGACUUCGUACCCGCACCUGUAUCUCGUGAAGGAAGAUGGAGAUCCCGGGCUGCGAAUGUGGUUCUUGUCGCAGCUGAUCGAGGAUCGGAUCGAUCAGAGCCCAUCGUAUCCGCAGUUCCUUGGAACUCUUCGAGAGCAGCUCGCAAAGGUUUCUCCUGCAUGA
Messenger RNA from Polychytrium aggregatum, 2217 nucleotides. RefSeq lists its product as uncharacterized. The record is from RefSeq and is a predicted model, not a curated record. The transcript is spliced from 13 exons. Gene Ontology annotation, cellular component: COPII vesicle coat; endoplasmic reticulum exit site. Gene Ontology annotation, biological process: endoplasmic reticulum to Golgi vesicle-mediated transport; COPII-coated vesicle cargo loading; intracellular protein transport. Gene Ontology annotation, molecular function: zinc ion binding; SNARE binding. NCBI's taxonomy places the organism in Eukaryota, Fungi, Chytridiomycota, Chytridiomycetes, Polychytriales. The annotation marks the transcript as partial.